Messenger RNA from Caenorhabditis angaria, 2812 nucleotides. NCBI's taxonomy places the organism in Eukaryota, Metazoa, Nematoda, Chromadorea, Rhabditida, Rhabditidae. The record is from the annotation of a GenBank genome assembly.
AUGGUUUUUCAAAAAUUAAAUAUUGAGAAAAUGUGAGUUUUCAGCUUUUAAAACCUGAAAUUACGAGAAAAUAAUGAUUUUCUUCAAAAACCCUAUUUCUUUCUCACUGAUUUCAAACAAUUUUUCAGAAAAUUCUGAAUUCACCAGCUGAAAAUCAUCAUUUUCAACAAAAAUCACAAUCUUUUCGCCCGAAAAUUCAAGAAUUUCAGCUAAAAUUCAUGAAAAACGUUGAUUUUCGAAAUUUGACACGAAAAAACACGAUGGCCGAGUUUUGCGUGGCCUAGAAACCGACAAGCCACACUUGCACUGUGUAAAAAUUUCCCUCUUUUUCGCGUGUUUUUCAGCCCAAAACCAUGUUUUUCAAGCGGAAAUCGAUAUUUUUACUUGAAAAUAAUGUCAGAAUCUUGAAUUUCAGCCAUGUUUUACGCGGGGUUCAUCGAAAUUUCGAUGAAAACCAAGGAAAAAUAGAUUUUUGCGUGGAAAAUUGUUUUUUUGCAGGAAAUACACAAUGGAUUGUGAUAUAGCCUCAUAUCACGUGGAAUCCUUCGAUUUUCUGGUGACUUCCGGAUGUCAAUUUGCGGCGCAAGCAGUUCCAGCCGAAAAAUUUCGGCUGAAAAACGGUGAUGCGGUCUCGCUGAAAUAUAUUUCGGCGCAGUUGUCGAAACCGACUUUGGAUAACUCGGUGAGUGGAAUUUUGGAGUGGAAAAUGAGGAAUUCGGUUGACAAAUUGAUUUUUAGACGGAAAUCUAGGCUUAGGCUUGUUAAGACUCAAAAAACGUGGGAUUUCAGCUUCAAAGUAAGCCCAGACUUAGGCCUAAUUCUAGGCUUGUUUAGACUCAAAAAACGUGGGAUUUCAGCUUGAAAAUAGGUCCAGGCCUAGGCCUAAUUCUAGGCUUGUUCAGGCUCAAAAAACGUGGGAUUUCAGCUUGAAAAUAGGUCCAGGCCUAGGCCCUAUUCUAGGCUUGUUCAGGCUCAAAAAAACGUGGGAUUUCAGCUUCAAAGUAAGCCCAGGCUUGGGCCUAAGUCUAGGCUUAUUUAGGCUCAAAAAACGUGGGAUUUCAGCUUCAAAAUAGGUCCAGGCCUAGGCCUAAUUCUAGGCUUGUUUAGACUCAAAAAAUCUGAAUUUUUCAGAGCAAAUUAAUCGCCAGCGAUCAAGUUCCACUAAUGCCUGCCGAAUGUCGACAAAGAGGUUUGACGUAUGCUGGAAAUUUGAAAGUUGGAAUUGAUGUGAGUUUUUUUUUUUGGUUUUUGGGCGGGAAAAUGGAAGAAAAUGGUGAUUUUCUGGCUGAAAAUCUUUAUUUUCAUGAAAAAUUAAGUUAGAAAUGUUUCUGGCUAGAAUUUCCAGCAUCUUUUCAUAGUUCUAAGCUGAAAAAUCUGGAAAUUCAGGUCCAGAACCACCGAGACCUUGAUUUUCAGAUCUUCCAGCAUAGAAAUAUGCAAAAUGUUGAAAAUUUCAGAUUUUUCAUGAAAUUUUUACCAUUUUUCCUUUUUCUGGGCUGGAAAUGCUGAAAAUCGAAGUCCCGAAGCUUCUAGACCAUAAUUUUCAGCUUUUCCAGCCUAAAAAUAUGAAAAAUGAUCGAUUUCCUUCAGGUUCAUGUAAAUGGUCAACGGCUUGACGUCAUCGAAACAAUUCUUGGCCGAGUUCCAAUAAUGCUCCGUUCAGCCGGAUGUCAUUUGCAGGAUUUGAGCCGAAAAGAGUUGCUCAAAGCUGGCGAGGAGCCAAUUGAAAAAGGAGGUUAUUUUAUUGUGAAUGGUUCCGAAAAAGUGAUUAGAUUGUUGAUUGCGAAUAGAAGAAAUUUUCCGAUUGCGCUGGUUCGAAAAAGUUUCAAGGAGAAGGUUGGUUUUGAUCGAAAUUCGAGGGAUUUUUAUCAAAAUUUCAUGUUUUUCAGCUUAAAAUUCAUGAUUUUAAGAUUAAAUUGAUGGUUUUGAGCUUAAAUUGAUGGUUUUCAACCCAAAAUUGAUAGUUUUGGCGCCAGAAAUCCACGUGGCGAAAGUCUCUUUCAAAUCGUAUGAAAUUUGGUCUUCUGAACCUAGUUAUAAGCAAUAAUUGCUGGAAAUCAUGUAUUUUAGCUCAAAAAUAGCUGAAAUUGUGCAAAAAUCGUGAUUUUAGCCUAGAAAUGAUUGAAAACAGAGUUUCUGAUAAAAAAUUAUAGAUUUUUACUCAUUUUGAUCAGAAAACUAUGAUUUUCUUUCUGAAAAUCACUGAAAAUCUGUAAUUUCACGGGGAAAAAUCAUAAAAUUUUGAUCUAAACAUAUCAAGUUUAUACUCAUUUUCAUCAGAAAAUCAUCAAAAACCACCUAAAAUUCACAUUUUUCAUCGAAAUUCUUCAAAUUUAUGCUCAAAUUCAAUCACAAUUUUCCUACCAAAACCUCUUCAAAAAUCUUCCAGGGUCGACUUUUCUCGGAAUUCGGUGUAAUGAUGAGAAGUGUCAAAGAGAAUCACACGGCAGUUAUGAUGACAUUACACUAUCUCGACACUGGAACAAUGCAAUUAGCUCUACAAUUUCGUCGCGAGAUCUUCUAUGUUCCUUUAAUGUAUAUCGUCAAAGCGUUGACCGAUCGAAACGAUGCGGUAAUUGCGGCGGAAUUCAAACGCGGACGAAAAAAUGAUCAAUUUUAUGCGAGUUGUGUGUUGAACAUGUUGGCACAAUGUCAAGAAGAAGGUGUGAUUCAUCAAGAAGCGGCAAUUCGAGCGAUUGGAUCGAGAUUUCGAGUGGCGGUUGCGGAUCGAGUUGCACCGUGGGAGGAUGAUUUGGAAGCGGGACGGUUUAUUUUGAGGUCAGCGAGUUUUGGGGGCGGAAAAUUGAGCUAA